AUGGGCAUCCAGGGCCUUGCUAGGCGUCUCGAACCCUAUGCGACGCGGCUUUCCUCCGAGCAGCUAGACGGCUACUCUGCCGUGAUAGACGGCCCUGCGCUCGCCUACUACGCUCACAAAUUGGCCCUCGCUUCCGCCGCUAGCGCCACCCGAAUCCCGUCUUAUGCAGACAUCGUCGCUGAAGCACUCCGCUGGCUGACCUCGUUGGAGAACAGCAACAUCAAGGUGUCUGCCAUCUACUUCGAUGGAGCCUUGCCUACGUCAAAGCGAGCCGAGAGGAUAUCCAGGACCGAGGCGAACAACAGACGAGUGCAGCAAUUCCGCAAUAACUAUGCUACCGUUUCCUGCCCUGUACCCACAUACCUAGGCUCCAUCUCAUACGCGUUCCUUGCGCCCGCACUGCAAGAAGCGCUAGUAGAUUCAGAUUCACCCUUUGCUUCAAAGACCCAUACGGUACCGGGAGAAGCAGACGACUGGUGCGCGUCGCAUGCCAAAGAACAUUUGCGAUCCAUCAUCUUCACGAGCGACACCGACCUUAUUCUGUACAACUAUUCGGUGGACACGCUGAUCGUAUUUCUCCACGAUGCAAACAUCUCUACUGGUCUCAAGGCGUACUCUCCAGCCGAGAUCCGAAAGCAGUUACAAGUGACGAGCCUAGUGACAUUCGCAUACACUCUUAUCGAGAACCCACAAGAUAGUGCGAAGCUGCUAGCGCACCAAGCUCAAGAUGUAGACCAGAUGUCUGCCCGGUACAUCGACUUUGCCAGCCGCUACAUCACGAAGGCUCCAACGCCUGUUUACCUCCAUGAUCCAGACUUGGUAGAUCCGCCUCGGAUCGACGUCCGCCUAUCUGAAUAUGUGCACCAAACUUUGGACAAGGCCGAAUUUCCACAGGUAUAUAUGCCUUUACUUACAGAAGAGCCAUCCCAGGCAUCAGCAUGGAAUAUAGGGUUCUACAUCCGUAAACUGGCUUAUACGCUACUUCCGACAAUGGAGUAUACGGUGGUACAAGAGUACAGAAGAAAAGCGCAAGGAGUAUCAGUCCAGGAAGUUCCCAUAUACACUCGGCAUUUUGACCAGAGCCGAGUCGAUAACCUGGAGUCGCAGAUGCGCAGCCUGAGAUCAUGGGGUGACGAGAAGUCCGUCAGCUCAGAGCUCCUAUGGUCGCUCUUUGGUCUCAGUCUAGUGCUUACCGAACUCAACACGCCGCCUCCCAUACCCUUGGUCCAGCGCGUGCUGAAUUGCGACUUCGAUAACAGCUGGGCUUUUGUACACCUUACGGCUAGGUUGCAUGCCGGUCUCUACUCUCUUCGCAUGUUACUCCAAAUGAUCAAAGUCGCGGAGGCAAUGUUCGCACCUGACCCCAUAAUAGACUCCCUGGACCAACAAGAUAUCGAUAACGCCAGGCUGCGCAAGACCAUGUCCAAGAUCGCCAAUCACAUGUCCGACUUUCCCUCGAUACCGGAGGUCAUGGGUGUACCGGGGCAGGCAAAGCGCAUUCUGGCUGAACACGACAAGUUGAAGGAAUUGAUUGAAGAGAUAUAUAGAUCUGCUGGUGUGGAAGUACCAAGCGAGCAGGUGUCGAAUAAGAAGAAGAAGAGGCAGAUGAGGGAAGGCGAGAGGAAGAAGAAGAAGACUGAGCAGAGGAUGCAGGCUAAGCCACAAGUUGGUAACGCCUAUUCGCUUUUGGGGGAGGGGUGA
Molecule: messenger RNA, 1701 nt
Organism: Alternaria arbusti
Lineage: Eukaryota; Fungi; Ascomycota; Dothideomycetes; Pleosporales; Pleosporaceae
Exons: 2
Coding region: 1-1701 (566 amino acids)
Source: RefSeq, a predicted model, not a curated record